GCCACUGGACGCACUGGACUCAGUCAAUCCUUUGCUGCGUGCUACAGUGAGCUGCCCCAAGGAUUGCGCGCGUAAAUCUCCAAGUUUAAAUCGCCUUUCAAUGUCGACACACGUUAAUACUGAUUAGUGAUGUUCUAAGAAUAAUAAAAAAUUUAUAUUAUGCGGUUAACAAUGAGAAAAUGAGACUGAAGGACAAUGCCGGCGAUAUUUGUGGUUUUGUUUUGUUUUGUGGCAAAGACACUGGCUAGCUUGGAUCACUUGGAUACCACGGUUGAAUUUCAAUGCGCCCAGCAUUGUCCGAUGCAGAAUCGGACGGACAUAGGCCAUUACGACUACGCCUGCGACUACAAAUGCAACAUAGCUCAGUGUGCCAAAGGAUGCAAGUUAUGGCGAAAGGCUCUAAGUUUAACAUGCCAAGAUGCAUGUAAUAGCACUGCCGAGAGACCGACAACUAAAGAACUGUACUGCGUGAUGGGCUGCAACGACGCCAUAACGAAGUAUUUUACCCAACUGAGAGUUCUCCUGGGGCUUCCCCCAGCACCGGCUCUCUUGGCUGACUCCUUAAGCGCAACUUCCCUGAAACUGGAGUGGAACUUCUCGGUGGCUCGGAAAGCAGGGUUAAGUUGUCACCUUCAGUGGAAGUACGAAGAACUUUCCGCUUCGUGGCAGUACUGUAGGAACGUUAGUUGGGACCAGGACAGUACCAUAUUUUUCGUCGAAGACUUGCAACCGUAUACGAAAUAUAGAUUCCGAGUGGCGCUCAUCCUUGGCUACCACGGCCACCACGGUGACCCCAUCGUAUCCUCUCCUAGCCUCGUGAUCAGCACGCUGGCCUCAGGCGUCCCGGCGUCCCCGCCAACGAAUGUACGAGCCACUCCAGUCGACUCCACAAGUAUAAGCAUCAGCUGGGAACCCGGCCCAUUCCCGCACGGCCCUCUCCUCUCCUACGUGCUCCACAUUACCGAUAGUUCCCCCGAGGUUCAUUCAGAAGUCAAGGAUAUACCACCAGAAAAUUCUUUUUAUAUGGUUCGUAAUGUAAAGCCCUCAAGAAACUACGCCAUUGAUAUUCGCAUGCGAAACAACUAUGGAUCUGGCCCAGCUGCAACAGCUAUUGUAUCUACACCGUCAGAACCUCAGAUGAGAGAUACAGACGAAGAACCCAUUUUAAUCCUAGGCACUGAAUACAGCAUCUUUGAACUCACCCAUAUUCUAGGCGAACCUGUUGAUUUAUAUCGCAGCAAAGUUCAGCUCAAAGGUUUUGGUAUCCAUUUAAGCAAGAAACUGCUCUUCAUAGCCGAUUCAGAUGGAUAUGUAUCAAAAACACCUUUAAUGGAAGGUGCACAGGAAAAAAUUCAUGUACUUAAGCCUCAAAAUUUAGAUUUUAUACCACUGGAUUUAACAGUGGACUGGCUUAAUGAUCAGUUGUACAUUUUAGGUGAAGUCAAAUAUCAAGUUUCGAGGUACAUUAUCAAAAGGUGUAACCUUGACGGCAGUAAUCUAGCUGUAGCUUACGCUGGUCUCAAUAAGAAGCCAUUUUCAAUCCAGAUUGAUCCAUUUAGUGGAUAUUUAUUUUGGACAGUACAAGAUUACAACAGAGGAGGACUCUAUCGUUUGGACAUAUCUGAUAUCAGCAAUGGAAUCAAACAUGAAGUAAAAAUUAAAAAGCUGUUGAAUGAUACUGAACUGGGUGCUUUUACUGUUGACCAUACGUAUUUUACCUUACUUGUAUCUUACCAAAGAAGAAAUACAAUCAUGUCUGUAUCUUUAGAUGGGACUGUAAUCUCUGACCUAAGACCAACAGUAACGAACUCCCAAUUGCAAAAAGUGAUUUCUCUAGCAACAGCUAACAGAAAAUUUUAUUGGACUGAUGGGGUUGAUGUGUUCAAUGAAGAGUACCACAAAGCUUAUGACAGUUACUUUCACAAUACCAUACCUCAUUUAACUAAUGGCUCUUACAAGAAAGUUUUCAUAAAUUUACCAAGUUUUCAACCAUGGCCGGUACCAAUCAACCCUCCUACAAAUCUUGAAGCUGUUUUUGCAAGAAAUAUUGCAAAAGCUAGGUGGCAGAUGCCCCAUUUAUUAGGUGUUCAAAGUAAAGGAGCAUGGCAAAAUUGGACAUAUGAAAUUUCUGUAAAAGACGUUGACAAUAAACAAGUUAUUACAUAUAAUAAUAUUAAUACAACACACUUUACCAUAGAUAAUUUAAAGGAAAAUACUGAGUAUGUUUUAACAGUUGCUGCUUACACAAAGUCUGGUAAAGGCCCAUGGUCGUCAGAGUUUAGAGGAAUUACUCUAAAUCGAUAUAAAAAUCCUAUCAUCCUAUGGUCGGCGGCAGAAGGGCUUUUGAAAUCAAAUGCUGCUGGAGAGAAUGUUGAAACAGUCAUACAUAGAAGCAAAAUGAAGAAAUUCCACUUUACUGACAUUGCUUGGUUCAAGGACCAAUUGUAUUUAGUGACAAAUAACUCACAUGUAUACUGGUACAAUUUGACAUCACAUAAAACGGGCCAAUUGGAAGAUAUGGAAUCAGUAGGAAGCAUUGCAGUCGACUGGAUAGGCAAAAAACUUUAUUGGUCAAAUCCAAAACAGCAACUGAUUAUCCGUGGCAAUUUUAAUGGCACUCAACAAGAACCUUUGUUAACAGUAUUAGCCAAAGAAGUAAAUGUCGAUUCGAUAAAAGCCUACAUCUAUUGGUCGACUGGUAUUAAGCUUGAAUGUGCCCAUCUGAAUGGAGCGGAUAGAACAGAGUACCAUAACGUUCAGUUUUUUUCAGGCAAACAAAUUAUGGGACUGACACUGGACAUGGACGAAAAAUAUGUAUACUGGAUUGUUAGAGGAUCAGAAGGAUCUAACCUCUACAAAGCACCGAUGCAGGGUUAUUGGAUCGAUAAAAAAUACACUGCAGAAAUUGUCUCUGUGUUACAACAACCAAGCAUGCAAGGACCUUUGUGUUAUUUUCAUAAACGUCUACUUUGGCUACAGGACCAUAAAAAUGCUGCUAUAAGCGAUUUGUCAGGGAAAAAUAUUGCCACUAUAAACGGAAAAAACAUAUGGGGUUUAAAUAUGGUGUACUUAGUGGAUUCAUCUUUACACAUGUUACCAAAUAAUAGUAGUCCAGGCACUAAAAUCAAUGUAAUACCAGAAAUGUUAAAUAAUACAUCCAUAAAAGUAGUUGGUUCCUCUGAAUCUUUCAAUGUAACUUGGAAUCCUAUAAAAAAUGUCAACUAUGGAACAGUCUUCUAUGAAGUUCAGAUUGAUAGUCCUUCUAAGAGUGACUCAACUAUUAUAAAUACAACAAUUUGUUCUGUUAAAUACUGGCAUUAUGUAAGUCCAUUUACACCAUUAAAUGUAACUAUAAGGGCUUUCACAUAUUGGGGUACAUCACCUCAAGUACGAUCAGAAAUAUUUUCACCCUCUUCAAUACCCUCUGCACCAAGAAAUUUGAGAGCUUAUGUCAUGUUUGAACACAUUUCUCCAAAUGAGGAAAAAUAUGUGUCUGUAAUACUCAGAUGGGAUCAGCCACUAAACCCCAAUGGACUUUUACAAGGCUUCAAAAUAACAUGUUGGUAUAUGGAGAAUGAUGUAAAAAUAGAUGUUUGUAAAAAUAUUGUUACCGAGUCUAAUGAAACUCAGUACAAAGUUAGAGAUUUGGAAAACAACAAAAUGUACUACUUUGAGGUCCAAGCUUUCACAGAAAUCGGUUUAGGAGCAACUGCCGAUCCCAUUUCGAUCAUAUCUAGUCAGGAAAAGCCAUUGCCUACUCUCCUAGUUGCAUCGUCAGAAUCAAUUUUCAUCGAUGAUAUUGACGCAAAUCAGAGUCAUCCUGUGAUAGAUACAACAGCAAAUCCAAUAGAACUUGCUUAUUUAAUGAAAGAAAAUAACUUCUAUUGGAUAAAUAUUAGAAAUGAAUUGUUGAUGUAUAACACUUUAACAAAAAAUCCGGUGAAGAUAAUUGAUAUUUGGGGAACACCAAAGGGGUUAACACUAGAUUGGGUUGGAAGAAGUUUAUACUAUAUUGCAACUCUCAAUGAAGGUAGUGAGAUGUUUAUUUACAAAUUAGAUUUAAACCGUAUUGAUAAAAAUGUUAUCAAAAAUGAGGAAGUUUUUCAUACUGUGUCACAUAUAACAUCAAUUGAAGUUUCCCCUUUUACCAAAAAGUUAUAUUGGAUUGAAACGACUGAUCAUAUAAGGUUUCAGUUAAUGCAAAGUAAUAUCGAUGGAACUGAAAUUCAGCCAUUUUUCUCUCAACACAACCAUAACAGGAAAGAUUUAGACGGUAUAAGAAUUUGCAACUGUACAUUUUUCCAAGAAGUCGGUCCGUCUUUCACUGUGGAUCAUUCAGAUACCGUGACCAAGCCUCUAUUUGUAUUUGUCGAUCCAUACACUUUAAACAUCAUCUCAACCGAUAAAGAUGGUUGUAUUUGUAAUGUAGUAGCAAAUAAUACCAUUAUUAAUAACAAUUUAUCUUUGGACAAUUUAAAAUCUGACACUGGAACUUUGUACUGGACAAAUCCCUCCAAAAAUUUACUUUAUUUGUAUAAGAAGCAAGAAGGUAACAUACUAUCUAAAGAAAUAAACGUGUCAGACAUUGAUAUUUUUGGGCAACAUAUGCAGCCUUAUCCCUCAAAAGAAUGCCUGAGUCCAAAACAAUAUAACAAUUUUACAGUUUCUUUAAAUUACAAAACGGCUACAUCACUAAAUAUUUGCAUGCCAGAUGCAGUUAUCGAUGAAAACUGUAAUAACUUUUCAAUGGCUACAAUUGCAUAUAAUAUUUCCUAUAGGAUAUAUAAUAAUGAUGAUUUAGAUUGUUCCAAUGUAGAAGAAUGUAACGAAAAACUAUCCUUUGACAAAAAUGUUGAUUUAGAAGGACUGAAGCCAUACACAAAUUAUGUUGUGUCGGUAUCUCUAAGUAAUUACUUCACUGAUGCUAAUGAAGUUCUAGUUGGUUCCCCCAGUAUUUUCCAAACUGCUCCAGGUGUCCCUUCUGAACCUCAAAAUGUUACUGUACAUAUUAUAAAUCCAACUUUGGCAAGAAUUAAUUGGCUGCCACCGGAAGAAUUGAAUGGUAUAUUAGUGUAUUAUGAAAUUCAUUGGCAAACAGAAGGCUCCUUGUCUGGAGUAAGGCAAAAAGGCGAACAGCCAGUACCAGACACUCAUUCUGAAAACAACACUAUGCUUACAACACUCUUACACAAACUAUCACCAAACGAAACUUACACAAUAUGGGUAAGAGCCUAUAGCGAAACCAAUGACUCCUCUAGAGAUAGUGAAAAGGUACAGAUAACCACUUAUCCUGAACCAGCAAGUUUCAUUUUGACAAAUAGGACAGCUUAUUCUAUGAAACUUUCUUGGCAAAUUAUUAAACAUAUUAAGAAUUAUAGCGUAGAAUAUACACCAAUUACAUCUAACGAUUGGAAACAAAUCGACACAACAGAAGAGAAAAAUGAUAAAACUCACAUUAGUAUAGACGACUUGAAACCUAAAACGCAGUAUAAAUUCAGGCUUGUUCUUUUUUACGAGGAUGAUACUGAAUUAUAUAUGUGGCCAUCAGAUGGUAGAUUUACUUUCGAAACAUUAGGUGAUCGACCUAGCCCCCCUGGUAUCCCAUUAAUUCAAUAUGUGAAACCAAAUAUAUAUAAAGUAUGGUGGGAGGCCUCUAAAGACAAUGGUGCUCCAAUAGAAUUGUAUAAGCUAGAAGGAAAAAUUCUUAUAUCUUACAGAAACAAAAGAAGUACCAAUAGGACAGAGCCAUGGUUUAAUACAUCCCCUUCGAUAGAAAUAGAAGAACCCGAAUGGGAAAUAUUUUAUAAUGGAACAGAUACCUCUUGGAUAAUGGAAGGCUUAGAUGACAAACAGAAAUAUGCUUUUCGUGUGUCUGCCUUGAAUUCAUACGGAUGGAGCGACACAAGUGAAGAGAGUAAUGAAUUUGAUCUAAAUGAAGCUGCGAGAAUGGCGGAAAAAGAAAAUCCAAUGAAAUUAAUACUUGUAGCUACAACGGUGCCUAUAUCUAUAUGUGUUAUUCUAGUCACAGCAUUCUGUUAUGUUAUGUGCUCUGGAAAGCGGAAGCCAAAGAAAGUACCGCAGUUGGUGUCCAUUCCUAGAGCUCCAGAUGUAGAACUGGCUACGUUAAGGGAAUUGCCACGAAGAGGAGUCCAUAAUACAAAUGUUCUUUAUGUGUCAGCUCAACAACCUCCAGAAGAAAUAACCCUGUUGCCACAUAUAAGAAGAGAUCAAAUAACAUUAACAAAAUUCUUGGGAAGUGGCGCAUUUGGGGAAGUAUUUGAGGGCAAAGCUAAAGGAAUUGAAAAUAGCAAUGAAGAUACGAAAGUUGCUAUAAAGACCUUAAAAAAAGGUGCAUCAGAUCAAGAGAAGAGUGAAUUCCUUCAAGAAGCUCAACUUAUGAGUCACUUUAAACACAAACAUAUUCUACAACUUCUUGGAGUUUGUCUUGACAAUGACCCACACUUCAUUAUAAUGGAGCUUAUGCAAGGGGGAGACUUACUUACAUAUCUAAGAGAUUCCCGUAAUCCAUCAACAAAUACUCCUACAUUGAAUCUAAUGGAACUCCUGAAAAUGUGCGUAGAUGUGUCGAAAGGAUGUAAAUAUUUGGAAGAAAUGCAUUUUGUUCACAGAGAUCUAGCUUGUCGAAACUGUCUUGUGUCGUCUACAGAAACUGAAUCAAGACUAGUAAAGAUAGGAGACUUUGGUUUAGCUAGAGACAUUUACAAGAACGAUUACUAUCGAAAAGAAGGAGAAGGCCUUCUACCAGUCAGAUGGAUGGCGCCAGAAUCCUUAGUUGAUGGUGUUUUUACUAGUCAGUCCGAUGUUUGGGCUUUUGGAGUGCUUUUAUGGGAAAUCAUGACGUUGGGACAACAACCUUAUCCGGCUAGGGCCAAUCUGGAGGUGCUGCACUAUGUCAGGAGAGGUGGGCGAUUGGGAAAACCAACUGACUGUCCAGAAGAAUUGUACAAACUCAUGCUGAAGUGUUGGGAGUUUGAAGCAGAAAACCGUCCAACAUUUAAAUUUUGCUUAAGUGUACUGGAAAACCUGCAUCAAGACCUAUUAAGGAAUCCUACCACAGGCGCUCAUGAAGGGCAGUACAUAAGCACUGUGCUUGAACGAAACUCGUGGAAAAACGAAGCUGAAGAUGAAUCAAGCAAGGAAAAAACACCAUUCUUGCAACGGGAAAAAAAUUAUUCAGCAAAAAAUGUACCAAAAUAUUUAGAAUUGGUUUAUGACCCUGAUCCCGAGGAAAAUGAUGGCUAUGAAAUUCCAAAUCUAAUGACAGAACAAAAUUCAUCAGAGAUUGUGACUGAACAAAAUGAUUCUGAUUCAGAAAACAACAACAGUUUAAAAACAAAUGAGGACCGCAAUGACAAUAACACUCUGAAAAAUUUCACUGAAUCAGAAAAAGCUGAGAUAUCAUGAUAUAUUUGUUAAAAAUAUAUUUUAUUUAUUGCUGUGGCCUUGAUAAGUGCAAAUUUGUAUAAAUUACUUAUAGUUAGUAGUUCUUUUAUUGUUAUUAACUUUUUGUUUACCAAGAAAUGCAUAUCAAAAAUGUGUAUGAAAUAUACAAAAAUCUUGUAUACUGUUUGCUUUUUUUAUUAAUGACAUUCAGAUUAGUGUAGGAUCUGAGAAUUGGUAUCUAUUUAAAAAAAAAUCUUCUGAAUUUAAUUUAAUAAUCAUAAUUUCAUAAAACUUAAAAUAUUACUAUUUUCAUUAAGUCAAAAGAAAGUAAAUAAUGAUAUUAUAGAUGUGGUUAUCACCACAAUAGAUAUUAAUUUUUUUCAUUUCUUUGUAAUGAAAUGUAUACGAUAGUGAAAUGUCACACUUCCAGUAUUUUUUUAUUUUGUUCUCCCUAUAUUUUAAAUU
Anoplophora glabripennis (Asian longhorned beetle) is the source of this 7869-nucleotide messenger RNA. RefSeq names its product proto-oncogene tyrosine-protein kinase ROS (gene sev). The transcript has 25 exons. Gene Ontology annotation, cellular component: signaling receptor complex; membrane. The record is from RefSeq and is a predicted model, not a curated record. Gene Ontology annotation, biological process: multicellular organism development; regulation of TOR signaling; positive regulation of kinase activity. Gene Ontology annotation, molecular function: transmembrane receptor protein tyrosine kinase activity; protein binding; ATP binding. Lineage: Eukaryota; Metazoa; Arthropoda; Insecta; Coleoptera; Cerambycidae. Bases 196 to 7425 code for a protein of 2409 amino acids.